GCGGGCAGGAGCCGGAGCCUCCGAAUAUGGUGGGGCGAAACGAACAGAAGGCGCAUGUUAGCGACGCUCACAAUUUGAAGUUUGAGUUACAAGGAAGAGCGCUAGAAGGGCGCCAUAGGAGCGGAGAUUCAAUGAGUUCCAAAGAAAAUUGUAGAAACGAGCUUCGUACUGCGAUUCGGCAGCUCAGUGAUCGUUGUCUCUACUCUGCUUCUAAAUGGGCAGCUGAGCAAUUGGUCGGUAUUGAGCAAGAUCCAGCUAAGUUCACACCUUCAAACACGAGGUUUCAGCGUGGUAGUUCUAGUAUUCGUCGACGAUUUCACACGAAUGAGGGUUGUUCAACCCCAAUUACUGGCUUAUCUUAUGUAUCUACUCCGGUGAUGGAGGAGGAUGAGGUUGUGGAUGGUGAUUUUUACCUUCUGGCCAAGUCGUAUUUUGAUUGUCGCGAGUAUAAUAGGGCGGCUCAUGUUCUUCGGGAGCAAAAUGGAAAGAAAUCCGUGUUCUUGCGGCUGUAUGCUCUCUAUCUGGCUGGUGAAAAGCGGAAAGAAGAAGAGGUAGUUGAACUCGAGGGAUCAUUAGGUAAGAGCGAUGCUGUAAACCAAGAAUUGGUUUCACUGGAAAGGGAACUAUCAACCCUCCGAAAAAACGUCACAGCUGACCCAUUUGAACUCUACUUAUACGGACUCGUACUCAAACAGAAAGGCAGUGAAAAUCUUUCGCGCACCGUUCUUGUGGAGUCGGUGAACAGCUACCCUUGGAACUGGAGUGCAUGGUCGGAGCUGCAAUCGUUAUGCACCACAAUUGACAUAUUGAACAGCCUAAAUCUCAAUAACCAUUGGAUGAAGGACUUCUUUCUUGCCGGUGCUUACCAAGAACUUAGAAUGCACAAUGAAUCCUUGGCUAAGUAUGAGAACUUACAAGCUACAUUUAGUUUUAGUAAUUACAUUCAAGCUCAAAUUGCAAAAGCUCAAUAUAGUUUAAGGGAGUUCGAUCAAGUCGAAGCAAUAUUCGAAGAACUUCUUCGGAACGAUCCAUAUCGAGUGGAAGACAUGGAUAUGUAUUCAAACGUGCUCUAUGCAAAGGAAUGCUUCUCUGCCUUGAGCUACCUUGCUCAUAGAGUUUUCAUGACGGAUAAGUAUAGACCCGAAUCUUGCUGCAUUAUUGGAAAUUACUAUAGUUUGAAAGGACAGCACGAGAAGUCGGUUGUAUAUUUCCGAAGGGCACUCAAAUUGAACAAGAAUUAUUUAUCUGCUUGGACUCUGAUGGGACAUGAAUUCGUGGAGAUGAAGAACAUCCCGGCUGCUAUCGAUGCGUAUCGAAGGGCUGUAGAUAUAAAUUCAUGUGAUUAUCGAGCUUGGUAUGGGUUAGGACAAGCUUACGAAAUGAUGGGUAUGCCCUUUUAUGCUCUCCAUUACUUCAAGAAGGCUGUAUUUUUGCAGCCAAACGAUUCUCGGGUUUGGAUUGCCAUGGCUCAAUGUUACGAAAGCGAACAGCUCCGAAUGCUCGAGGAGGCAAUCAAGUGUUACAGAAGGGCUGCAAAUUGUAAUGAUAGGGAAGCAAUUGCUCUGCACCAGUUGGCUAAACUACACUCUGAGUUGGGGCAGUCGGAAGAGGCUGCAUUCUACUACAAGAAGGAUUUAGAGAGAAUGGAAGCUGAAGAGAGAGAAGGACCAAAUAUGGUUGAAGCUCUGCUUUUUCUUGCUACAUAUUAUAAAGCACAAAAGAAGUUCGAUGAAGCCGAAGUAUAUUGUACACGGCUCUUGGAUUACACCGGGCCGGAGAAGGAAACGGCUAAGGAUUUACUUAGAGGAAUGAGGCUAGCACAAUCUAGCUUUCCAUCCAUGGAUGUCGAGCUCUUUCCUCCGUAAGUUAUCUCGGUUGCGACGCCUGAUUUUCUAACCUCUUUAUUCCAACAUUCAGAAACAAAUACAGGUCGGUCCAUACGGAAUAAUAUAUACUGCAAAGUGUUCGGCCUAGCGAUCUGCAUUUCGUUGAAGUUCCAACGUCGAGGUUCGAUGCUUUUAUCCUAUUGUAUUCGUCUUACUCGUUAGCUCAGCUCAGCCCAUCCUAGGCUUGGCUGUUCAUUCUGAAAUGCUCAGUAGAAAGAGCAUUUUGAUGCCUUGUGGAAUCUGUUUUCUGUUGUAUCAUUGUCGAUUGAUUCAUGUAGCGUUAGAAACUAUACUGAUUAUUUAGAACUGCAUUUUUUGUGAUCAUUCUAUUGUGCAAUACAAGAAGGGCAAUUUGUGCA
Messenger RNA from Cucurbita pepo subsp. pepo (vegetable marrow), 2245 nucleotides. RefSeq names its product anaphase-promoting complex subunit 8. Gene Ontology annotation, molecular function: protein binding. Gene Ontology annotation, cellular component: anaphase-promoting complex. Gene Ontology annotation, biological process: positive regulation of mitotic metaphase/anaphase transition; cell division; protein ubiquitination. The record is from RefSeq and is a predicted model, not a curated record. NCBI's taxonomy places the organism in Eukaryota, Viridiplantae, Streptophyta, Magnoliopsida, Cucurbitales, Cucurbitaceae.